GUUUUUCCUCAUCUGUCCCAUUAACAACAUUAGUGGUUGCAGAUCACUGCCACUCCCUUUUCUCUUCCCCAAGAAGCCGCCAUGGCCAUGGAUAGCGGCGCCAGCGAGCAGUCGCACAGGGCUCACCGUUCUCGCCAAUCGGGCGCCUCUGCAAAAAAGAAAGCUAAAGACAAAAACAAGAAUCAAAACUCGGAUCAGAAGCAGCAAAACCCUAAGGCGUUUGCCUUUCGUUCCAAUGCAAAAGCGAAGCGAUUGCAAUCACGUGCUGUUGAGAAAGAACAGCGUAGGCUUCAUCUUCCUGUUAUGGAUCGUUCCUAUAGCGAACUGCCUCCAUUUGUGGUCGUGGUGCAGGGCCCCCCUCAGGUUGGGAAGUCUCUUUUAAUUAAGACUCUUGUAAAGCAUUACACAAAGCAUAAUUUACCUGAGGUUCGAGGACCAAUAACAAUAGUAUCAGGCAAGCAGCGGCGUCUGCAGUUUGUUGAGUGUCCAAAUGAUAUCAAUGGCAUGAUUGAUGCUGCAAAGUUUGCUGAUCUAGCAUUGCUUCUUAUUGACGGAAGUUUUGGCUUUGAAAUGGAAACAUUUGAAUUCCUUAACAUAUUGCAAGUUCAUGGUUUUCCGAAGGUGAUGGGGGUUCUUACUCACCUUGAUAAGUUUAAGGACGUAAAGAAACUGAAAAAAACGAAACAGCGUCUCAAACAUCGUUUCUGGACAGAAAUAUAUGAUGGAGCUAAAUUAUUUUAUUUAUCUGGUCUCAUUCAUGGGAAGUAUCCAAAGCGAGAAAUUCACAAUCUUGCCAGAUUUAUAUCUGUUAUGAAGUUCCCUCCUUUAUCAUGGAGGACCUCUCAUCCGUAUAUCUUGGUUGAUCGCUUUGAAGAUGUUACUCAUCCCGAGAGGGUGCAAAUAAAUAAUAAAUGCGAUAGAAAUGUUACACUUUAUGGUUAUUUGCGAGGCUGUAAUUUGAAAAAGGGAACUAAGAUGCAUAUUGCUGGUGUUGGCGACUUUAGCUUAGCUGGUGUUACAGGCCUAUCUGAUCCUUGCCCUCUACCAUCAGCUGCAAAAAAGAAGGGACUGCGUGACAAAGAGAAACUUUUUUAUGCCCCCAUGUCUGGACUUGGGGAUCUCUUGUAUGACAAAGACGCGGUCUACAUAAACAUUAAUGACCACUUUGUUCAGUAUUCUAAAGUGGAUGAAAUGGGGGGAACAACACAUAAAGGAAAUAAAUGGGAUGUUGGUGAGGCCUUGGUGAAAUCACUUCAGAAUAUAAAGAACCCAAUUGAUGAGAAGUUGGAAAAGAGUACAAUUUCCCUUUUUAGUCAGAAUCUUAAUAACUUGUUGGAAGCUGAAGGUCACAAAACGGAUUCUGAUGAAGCUGCAAAGCUAAUUCGUGACAUAGAGCCUUUCGAACGAUACCAGUCUGAUGGAGAAGAAGAUGAUAGUGAGUUUGAUGAAGAAAGUGCUGAUAGUGAUCUGGAUGAUUCAAAGUCUUCAGACCAAGAUGAAGGUGUUGAAGAAGAUGCAAUGCAGAAAAGUGAAGGUAGGAAUUUUGAUGAUGGAAAUGCUGAUGCAUCAGAGCGAUUGGGUCGAGUUAAGGAACAGGUUGAAUUUCAUAGUGGUAGAAAAAGGAGAAAAGCAAUCUUUGGAGAUGGCAUUGAUCAUAGUAAUCUCAAGGGUACAGAUGAAGAGAAUGAAGAUGACAAAUAUGAUGAUCACGACGAAGAGGACGAUGGCGGAAGCAAUGAAGAUGCCGAGUCAUGUUCGGGUUCAGAGUUUUCAGAUAGUUACAAUGAGGAUCUGAAGUCUGCGGAAGGUGGCAUGGGAAACAUAUCAAAGUGGAGAGCAUCAUUGGUGGAAAGGGCAUCUAAGAAACAGAAUAUAAAUCUAAUGCAACUUGUAUAUGGGAAAUCUGCAUCGACAUCAAAUGCUUCUGUUAACGAAGUGCAGGAUGAUUCUGAGAAUGAAGAAAGUGACGAAGAUGAAUUUUUUAAGCCAAAAGGACAAAAGGAAAAGAAUUUGAAAGAAGGAUUAGAUGGUGGGAACAUCAACACUGAGGACUGUUCCAAAUCCACUAAUUUUUCAGAACUUAAGAACUGGAAAGAGGAAGAAGUAUAUGAGAGUGUUCGUGAUCGUUUCACCACUGGUGAUUGGUCUAAGGGUGCCCUCAGGAAUCGAAUGUCAGAAGCUAGAACUGAAGAAGAAGAUGAUAAGGAUGGUGACUUUGAAGAUCUAGAAACUGGUGAGAAAUUCGGAAGUCAUAAGGAAGAUGAUUCUAGUGAUGGUGAAAUCCUAAAGGAAGAUGAUCAUGCAAUUGAGGAGCGGAGGUUAAAAAAGCUAGCUCUCCGUGCAAAAUUUGAUUCUCAUUAUGAUGGAUCUGAAGCACCAGAAGAGGAAACUGAUAAACAACAUGGGGGAAAUUUUCACCGCAAUCAAGAAAAUGACAGUGGUUAUUAUGACAAGUUGAAAGAAGAGAUUGAACUCCAGAAGCAAAUUAAUAUAGCAGAACUCGAGGAUCUUGAUGAGACUACCCGAUUAGAAAUUGAGGGAUUCCGCACAGGGAUGUAUCUAAGAUUGGAGUUUCAUGAUGUUCCUUUUGAGAUGGUAGAGUAUUUUGAUCCCAGCCAUCCCAUUUUGGUUGGAGGAAUUGGUCUUGGUGAGGAAAAUGUUGGAUACAUGCAGACUAGAUUGAAACGACACAGAUGGCACAAGAAAGUGCUGAAGACUAGAGAUCCAAUAAUUGUUUCAAUUGGAUGGAGACGGUACCAGACCACUCCUGUUUAUGCCAUUGAGGAUCAUAAUGGAAGACAUCGGAUGCUCAAGUAUACUCCAGAACAUAUGCACUGCCUUGCAAUGUUUUGGGGCCCUCUUGCCCCGCCAAAGACUGGAGUGCUGGCUGUUCAGAGUUUAUCUAACAAUCAGGCAGGAUUUCGCAUCAUUGCAACGGCGUACAUACUUGAGUUCAACCAUGCAGCCCGGAUAGUGAAAAAAAUCAAGCUAGUUGGGCACCCCUGUAUAUUCAAGAAAACAGCUCUCAUUAAAGAUAUGUUCACUUCAGAUCUUGAAGUAGCUCGGUUUGAAGGUGCAGCAAUUCGAACAGUCAGUGGGAUACGUGGGCAGGUGAAAAAGGCAGCAAAGGAAGAGAUUGGUAAUCGACAAAAGAAGGGAGGGCAACCUAGGGAAGGAAUUGCAAGGUGCACCUUUGAGGAUCGGAUUUUGAUGAGUGACAUCGUGUUUUUGCGAGCAUGGACUCAAGUUGAAGUUCCUCAGUUUUAUAACCCUUUAACUACCUCGUUGCAACCUCGUGAAAAGACCUGGCAAGGAAUGAAAACUGUUGCAGAAUUGAGGAGAGAACACAAUCUUGCUGUCCCUGUUAACAAGGAUUCCCUCUACAAGCCAAUUGAGAGAAAGCCAAGGAAGUUCAAUCCCCUGGUGAUCCCCAAGGCAUUACAGGCAGAUCUUCCGUUUGAAUCAAAGCCCAAGAACAUACCUCAUCGGAAACGGCCACUUCUUGAAGAUAGAAGAGCUGUUGUGAUGGAGCCUCACGAACGAAAAGUCCACGCUCUUGUUCAACACCUUCAAUUGAUUAGGAAUGACAAGAUGAAGAAGCGGAAGCUGAAGGAGGAGCAAAAACGAAAAGAAGUCGAAGCUCAAAGAGCAAAGGAGGAGCAGGUUUUAAGAAAGCGCCGGAGAGAAGAACGGCAAGAGAGAUACCGGGAGCAGGACAAACUAAAGAAAAAGAUGCGCAGGCAUGUCGAAGGCUGACGAUAUACAUUUUUGCAUGUAUAUUGGAUAUAACAUUUGGUGAAGGAGGUCGAUUUUAUCUGCUCCAUCGGUCUAAAUUUGAUCUUUAAUUCAGGUGUGUUGUAUGUCUUUUGCUGUUAUGCCUUGGGGGCAAGUUGGGCACAGCAGCGCAUGUGAGACUUUGUUUGUAAGUUAGCAUUGCGCAACAAAUUUUGUCAAAAACUUGGAUAUUUGUUUUCAAUUUCAGCUUCAAAAUGUUUU
Hibiscus syriacus is the source of this 3996-nucleotide messenger RNA. Its product is annotated as ribosome biogenesis protein BMS1 homolog. NCBI's taxonomy places the organism in Eukaryota, Viridiplantae, Streptophyta, Magnoliopsida, Malvales, Malvaceae. Gene Ontology annotation, molecular function: GTPase activity; U3 snoRNA binding; GTP binding. Gene Ontology annotation, biological process: maturation of SSU-rRNA from tricistronic rRNA transcript (SSU-rRNA, 5.8S rRNA, LSU-rRNA); ribosome biogenesis; endonucleolytic cleavage of tricistronic rRNA transcript (SSU-rRNA, 5.8S rRNA, LSU-rRNA). Gene Ontology annotation, cellular component: 90S preribosome; nucleus. The record is from RefSeq and is a predicted model, not a curated record.